AGCAGAAUACGAGGCAUUGGUCGCCGGGCUCAGAUUAGCCCGAGCGCUCGGGAUCAAGAGAAUGAAGAUCCGUUCUGAUUCAAGCUUGGUCGUCGGGCAGGUGAAUGGCGAAAUGGAAAUAAAAGAAGAACGUCUGCCUCGGUAUAGUGGCCUGGUCCGAGCUCUUUUAAGAGAAUUAGAGGAAUUUCGUUUGACCAGGAUACCCCGAUCGGAAAACACUGAUGCUGAUAUGCUUUCCAAGCGGAUGCAAGCUUGCCUGGAGCAUGUAUCAAAGUUGGCUAAAAUUGAGAUAUUCGACCAACCAAGUACUGACCGGUUUGAGGUCGCGGCCAUCCAGCAGGGUCAGAGCUCAGAUGUAGGAGUAAUUGAGGCGGAUGACGAGUGGAGAUACAACCUCAUGGAGUACUUAAUGACCGGCCAGAAACCAGAUGAAGAAUAGCGGGCCAAGAAGGUAGUCUUACGGGCUCCCCGGUUUCAGGUACUAGACGGUCACUUAUACAAAUGUGCUAUUGGAGGACCUCUACUGCGUUGGCUUACCAACCCGGAGGUAGAACGAGUGAUAGCUGAGGUACAUGAGGGAGUUUGCGCUGCCCAUCAGAUGUCCGGUAUACUGGCCCAAAGAAUAAUUCUGCUUGGCUACU
Molecule: messenger RNA, 641 nt
Organism: Cuscuta campestris
Lineage: Eukaryota; Viridiplantae; Streptophyta; Magnoliopsida; Solanales; Convolvulaceae
Source: the annotation of a GenBank genome assembly